Sphaeroforma arctica JP610 is the source of this 3044-nucleotide messenger RNA. RefSeq lists its product as hypothetical. Bases 18 to 3044 code for a protein of 1008 amino acids. Gene Ontology annotation, cellular component: endoplasmic reticulum membrane. The record is from RefSeq and is a predicted model, not a curated record. Gene Ontology annotation, molecular function: mannose-ethanolamine phosphotransferase activity. Gene Ontology annotation, biological process: GPI anchor biosynthetic process. The transcript is spliced from 17 exons. Lineage: Eukaryota; Ichthyosporea; Ichthyophonida.
GGCAAAUAUAGUUAGCAAUGGGAAACAACUCACAACACAAAAUCGCCGUACCUCAAAUACGGUACAGUGUAGGCGUAUUCGUUUGGCUGCUAUGUCUGACCUGGAUUGGAUUGUAUCUCUUCUUCGAAGGAUUUCUUCUGACACGGUCAGUGAUACAAAAUAAAUCGGAAUAUAAUGAGAGCUCCGCUUCAAAUGAGACCGGAAUCUUCCAGCGGAAAGAUAGCGCCUUGUACUCCCGGGCAGUUGUGGUGGUUAUAGACGCACUACGAUAUGAUUUUCUGGUCUCCAGCAACAACCAGUCAUCCAGACCAUUUGACAACAAACUGCAAGUACCUGGUCGACUCCUUACAAAUCAAGAAGAGGCGGAGUAUGCGCAGUUGUUCAAGUUCAUUGCCGAUGCUCCAACUACCACGAUGCAGAGACUGAAGGGUUUGACUACUGGCUCCCUUCCCACAUUCAUCGAUGCGGGUAACAACUUCGAUAGCUCAAUCGUAGAGGAAGACAACUGGCUUAGCCAACUCAUUUCCAACGGGAAAAAGGCGGUGGUAAUGGGCGAUGAUACGUGGGGCUCCCUGUUCGACGGUCUGUUUUUACGCAGUUAUCUUUUUGACUCGUUCAAUGUGCGCGACCUCCACUCUGUCGAUAAUGGUGUCGUCGCUAAUCUGUUCCCGGAGAUGAAAGAGAAAGAUUGGACCGUGUUGAUUGCUCACUUCCUUGGAGUUGAUCACUGCGGGCACACCUUUGGUCCGUAUCACCCGGAGAUGGCGGAGAAAUUAAACGAGAUGAACACCGUACUGGAAGAUUUGAUUCUCGAGCUCGACGACGAUACCAUUCUAUUUGUGCUAGGGGAUCAUGGCAUGACUGAGAAUGGGGAUCACGGCGGAGAUAGCGACAACGAGGUUGGCGCCGGGUUUUUUGCUUACACCAAGCAAGCUCCGUCUGCCACAACCACAAGAGAAUCAUCAUCAGCUACGGCUGUGAUGACCCCAAAAGAACACUGGGAACAGUAUCUACGACUCGCAGACGAAGCUGAGGAGACUUUCGAGCGGCGUGAAAUCCAGCAAAUCGAUUUCGUACCCACCAUCUCGUUGCUCCUGGGGCUGCCGAUUCCAUUUGGAAAUCUCGGGCGGAUUGUGCCGGAAAUGUUCUUCGUGCUUUCUGAUGAGGAAAGCAAAAAGGUCAAGAAAACUUGCAGAGACAGAGACUCCGAUUGUGAGCGCGCAUACAGUGCUGCAUUUCGUUUCCGUACUCUGAACUAUGCAAUGCAGUUGAAUGCGGUGCAGGUAGAGAACUACCUCACGACGUACUCUAAAAUGUCUUCUGACUUUCCAGUUGAGGAGCUGGUGCACUUGACGGCUUCGCUCGAGUCGAUAAUGUCGCGGCACACGACUCUGGAGCUCACGAUAGAAGCCAUCGACGAUGGAGCCACAGAUAUCAAUCAGUGUGUCCGCAAUCUGAAAGAGAACUAUGCUGACUACUGCGCCUAUCUGAAAAGGGUACGCCAUAUGACGGAACAGACAUGGGCAAAAUUUGAUGUCGUCAGUAUUGUCUGUGGUUUAGUAGUACUUGGAUUAGCCUGCUCCAGUAUGCUCCUACAGCUCACGCAGACCUGCUCUCCGAGCCAAGCCAACAGAGCUGCUAGUUGCAUAAUAAAGGGAGCUGUAGUAGGCCUGUUCUUGGGCAUCACAUUCGUUGUGUCAGGAGCCGAUUCUGUGCUAGCUGCUUCUGGAAUAUCGGCGCCCGAUUACCGUACCGUGAUUCUGCUCACGAUAUCUAUUUGUGGUGCUGCGGGCCAUUAUAUCUCAGCGAAUCGGAUAUGUAGUGCUUCUUGGAGUGAGAUGUGCCCGAGAGGAACCACUAUGGUUGUGAGUGCGUGCGUUGUGCUGCACAUGUGCUGUUUCUUCUCAAACAGCUUCACAGUGUGGGAGGACCAUGUGCUUUUAUUUCUCUUGGCAACUUCGCUUGUAGCUAUCACAUUAAAUGGACAGCACAUUAAGACGACCUUGUACGGGCGGCUGCUUAUCCUGAUCCUCAGCCGGUGGGCAAUACUCUAUCGCGUCUGCCGUGAAGAACAAUUUGGAUAUGGAUGUAUUCAACCGGAACUACCCUCCCUCACGAGCUUAUUCGUCAUUUUGGGUCUGUACACAUCCUUCGCGGCGAUUGGAACAGGGUUGUGGACGUCAAGCGGAAAAAUCUUGAGGCAUACCAUACUUGCACAAAUUAUCAGUCUGGCUUCCUACUGGUAUCUACAUCUUGGCAUGGGCGUGAAUAUGUCGACUCUGCCCUACUGGCAGCAAGUAGGGCCUCCCUGGGUAUCGUAUGCUGGCAAUCUUAUUGUUUUGAUUAUCACUAUAAAAGAACUUGUCAUUACUACUGAGGUGGCUAACAAGGGCAAGCAGGACAGUGAACUCGGCAGUAUAUCUCGCAACAAGAAAUUGGAUACAAUGCAGCGCUGCCUGUUCUCAUUCAGCCUUUUAUUGUCUAUAGUUACGGAGCCUCGAUUCGUUCCCGGUCUAUUCCUCCUAUGUACAUGCCUAGGGCAGUCGAUAUUGUCGGCGCGUGCCGUAACAUAUAGGAGGGUAACAAAAGAUGAUCCAUGCCCGGAGAAGAAAGGUGUUGAUAUGAGUGAGUCAACUCAAACAGCCUUGCUUGUGGAGCUUGCAUACUUGGGUCAAGUAGCGUCAUAUUUUUUCUUCGCCACGGGGCACCAGGCUUCCUUCCCUACUAUACAAUGGACAGCUGCAUUUGUUGGGUUUACAUCUAUGUCCUACUAUCCAGCAGUGGUCUUGCUGGUCCUUAAUACCUACUCUGCGCAUCUGAUAGUCUUAGCUUCGUUCCCGAUUAUUCUGAUGACUGCGGCGUCGUCUAGUGCACUCACCGACAAGCGGCCGAAGUUGUGCACGUCAGAAAACUCGAAAUCUGAACACGAUGCAAUUGGCCUAGCACAUCAAAUAGAUCUCAUCACCAGGGCGCACAUUUGGGGUCUGUUGUUCCGCAGUGUGAUCUUGCUGUCGACUGCUGGUGCUGCCGCUAUGCACAGGUAA